AUGGUUCUCGGAAUCGCCAUGAUGGCGGCUAUGCUGCCCACCAUGAUUGGUAUCAAUGAAGCGACUCAGGGGCAAAAAGAUCAAGAGGAAGCUCGUGGAAGUUCAUCCCGCAAGAAACGCUGCCAUCUAGUGGCGACGUGUUCACUGUCUCAGGGUACAGCGGAAAUGCGCCAACAAGUUCAUAAUGCCCAGGUCCAAGUGGGUCUGGACGGCAAACUCUAUAUCACCAAGAAGCCCAGUGCCACCAUGGUCCCCUUUAAUGGAGGAUUUUAUACACACGCAGAUUUCCCACCUGAUAAUACAUCAGGAAUGGUCACAAUCAGUGGAGAGGAGGCCCCGACUCUUCGCUGGGUAUUUCUAGAUGCCAACACACAUGAGUUAAGAUGGGGUGGUCGUCCAGAUAGCCAGGGUCAUGUGUGUGGGCCCUUCGAUUGGACUAAGGAUGAGCAGUAUGUCACAUUAGAAGGAUGGGAAGGGUGGUUGGCAGUGCGAUUGCCGGAGGAUGAGCUUCGAAAUCAAGAAGAUGAGCUAGGGAUCGAACAUGGGCUGGACAUCUGGAGAUUGUACUUUGACCAGAAUGAUGACGGUGCCAAUUUACCGCCAGGAUCCCAGGGGCUUGAGGUUCGUCUGAGACGAACAACAGCUGAGUCUUGA
Molecule: messenger RNA, 654 nt
Organism: Penicillium malachiteum
Lineage: Eukaryota; Fungi; Ascomycota; Eurotiomycetes; Eurotiales; Aspergillaceae
Exons: 2
Coding region: 1-654 (217 amino acids)
Source: RefSeq, a predicted model, not a curated record